AUGCUCGACGCUGUGGAGGCUGGCUGCGAACGAGACGAGGUGUCAGCAGAGAGGAAUCAAGAUGCAUGGCAGGAAAUCGAUUCCGCAGGCCUCAGCACCGGCAGCCUUCUCACGACGGAGACCUUGGUCGGCCAGGACGGCUGGUUGGCAUGGAACUGGGACGGUGAGAGAGUGACGGGAGGGAGGUCGGAGGGACGUACGCAUACUCUGCAGCGCCAUGCACGCGGGUUCGCCAGCUAUCGGGGAGACGACAUGGAGAGGUAUCGCCACGGUUGGGUUGCCGGCGAAGAGAGGCAGAGGCUCACCUCUUACCUCGAAGGCCGCGCGCGCUAG
Messenger RNA from Drechmeria coniospora, 333 nucleotides. RefSeq lists its product as uncharacterized. The coding region runs from base 1 to 333 and encodes 110 amino acids. The record is from RefSeq and is a predicted model, not a curated record. The transcript has a single exon. Lineage: Eukaryota; Fungi; Ascomycota; Sordariomycetes; Hypocreales; Ophiocordycipitaceae.